AGCCUUGAUAUUUGAUUAAUUGAGAGGAUUGUGAUACCCAUAGCCUUUUUUCCCUAUAUUUGUCAUGAAUAUCCUGAUUUGGGCAUUUAAAUUCUGUUUUUUAAUUCAAAAUUGUUUAUCCAGCCGAAUGCUUCUGCAGAAGAGAGUGUUCUUUCACUCACACAGAGUCCAGCCUAUGGCACCAGAACAAGUGUUGUCAGACCGUGACAGUGAAGAUGAAGUUGACGAUGACAUUGCAGAUCUUGAAGAUAGAAGGAUGCUUGAUGAUUUUGUGGAUGUUUCCAAAGAUGAAAAACAACUCAUGCAUCUCUGGAACUCCUUUAUGAGGAAGCAAAGGGUGCUGGCGGAUGGUCAUGUGCCGUGGGCCUGUGAGGCAUUUUCCAAGCUUCAUGGAAAAAAGCUGGUCACAUCUCCAACUUUAUUCUGCAGGUGUUGGAGGUUGUUCAUGAUUAAACUUUGGAAUCAUGGUCUUCUUGAUGCCUGCACAAUGAACAACUGUAACAGAACAUUAGAUAGUUACAGAAACGAGGGAUUGGGUACUAGCAAAUAAAGAACGAAAAGAACGAAAGGAAACUGACUCAACUAUAAAGAAUAUACAGUCUUCCCUGCCUUAUAUUUUGCUUGACAGCAGGUUCCCAUUUUCGUAUUUGCAUAAUUUAUUAUGAUUUUUUUUGGCUAGUUUUGGCCUGUACAUCGUAUCAAUAUUCCCAUUGUAUUGAGAUUGAAAUGAAAUUUAGUUUAUUCUCACAGAAAUUACAUUUCUGAAUC
This is a messenger RNA of Vigna umbellata (rice bean), 768 nucleotides long. NCBI's taxonomy places the organism in Eukaryota, Viridiplantae, Streptophyta, Magnoliopsida, Fabales, Fabaceae. The record is from RefSeq and is a predicted model, not a curated record.